AUGCAAUCAGCUCAACUAAUUGAAGCCAUUGGAGGCCGCAUGACACUUGGGAUUGUUUCGGUCCUCUCUGCUCUUUUCUGCUUGUGUUUGUUUUGUGAAGCCUGCAAAAAGCACUUUUCAUGGACACUUUGCUGCGCUGUUUGAGCUGGGGUGGAACUUCUUGUCAUGGCUACUCUGUUGUUUGCGCAGCUUAUUUGGCUGUCCUUUCUGUUGUUGGAUUACUUCUGUCUUUCUCAUCCUAAUGGUAUUAAGGAACAUGCCUCAAGUCGUUACCCUAUGGUGCUGGAUCACAAUAUCAAUCAGGAUCAAAACUCUGUUGUUCCAAACCACAGCUCUGAAGAUGAUCAACAACAGAUAGUAGUUCACCCAGUCAACAACGAAUCGCAUGAGAGUCCACCUCAGCCAAGCGAGCAGCAUCCGUUUAACCUUCUACUACAGGAGCAAACCAAAGGCAUAACUGUCGACGGCAUCAGUUUUACAGGAGUUGGUGAUCUCAAGCAGUUUAUAGAGACCUUGAAAAACUCCUACUUGACUCCCGGUAAGGAGGUGGUACAUUUCCAAACGGCGAGUGAGGUGAUGCGAAAUGAAAUAGCUCGAGCAAAGAAAGAAAAUCCCAAUGAUGAAGACGACAAAGUCCAGAGUGAAGAGUCGAACUCGGUGUAUGGACAAAGUGAAAAGGAAGUCGGCUAUCCUGCCUCGAGUCCAAGCAUUUCCAUCCCUGGUCCUGACACCUCCGUUAAAAGAACCUUUCCCCGGAUGGAUGACAACUCCAAGAACCAUAAAAGAUCUGGUCCUUAUCAAAGGGGUCCUUCAAAUAUAAAAUCUGGAGUUGAUUGGUUGAAAAAUCGCCAGCUUCUUGAAAAACCCCAGUUUCUAUCUAACUCAAUUGAUGGAGUUUCGUUAAGUCCCAAAGGGAUGGAUCAAAAAAAUGAUGUCCACCGUGUAGGAAGUGAGACGGCCAAUGAAAGACCAAUCAAGAGACAUAAGAAGCCACGGUUCCAAGGCAAAGUCACACCUUACAAACAAAGUGUCACUGUCUACAUAAAUGCGCCAAGAGAUCAAAUUGUAUCAUGGGUGUACAUGCCUGAAGGACAGUCCAAGCAAAGGAUUCAAACCGCUGCAGCUAAAGACUUUAAUGAUGUUAACAUCAAUACCAGGGUCCCAAAACGCGUAGUCCUGUCAGCCCGAGGUAGCUCCCCCAGUCACGUUCUACGAGAGCCUGCUGAUAGUCUUCCCCGAUACCGUCCAGCUUCUCUCAGGGUUCAAAAACAACUUCCCUUAAAGCGAAAUCAAGAUGGUCGUGGUCAACAAUUGCAACAAAGAAACCGUCAAACCUCAAAUAGUAUUUCUCAACCAUUAAAAUCAGUCCAGAAUAGAGGGGAGUCAAGGAAUUAUGCCAAGCCCAAAAUGAACGCCUCUUGGUUGCGUGCUACACAAACAAAAAUUCCGCAGACAAACGAGAUCUUCAAUCCAAUGGCUAGGUUCGACCAAGGACUUCCUGUUCACACAGGCCUUAGGAAGCCAAAAGCACAGGGGAAGAAAUAUGGUUUUCAGUCCAGAAGUAGCUAUGCUAGGAGCAAUGUAGCUUUCUCCAAGAGCCAGUACACGCCACACAAACGAGCGUUAAGGAGACGCCAGCGCGCCAAAAAGCUUUGGCGACAUAAACGAAGCACCGCUGUUAGCCACAAAUCACGUGAAGCUACAGAAUAGCCAAGACUUCACCUGAGGAAUAUGCCUUCUCGUACUUCCGGAAAAUGGCCUAAUAAGAUGAUAAAGUACACGUUGGAGAAACCGCAACAUGGCACCGGACUAGACUUUUGACUGGCGCACAUCACCUUGAUUUGAUCGGAGUCCAGAAAUUCCGUGUCAUCAUCCAAAUCCAGAUGGGCAAGCAGUGACCGCUGCGCACUAUCGCUAAGAAACUUGUUCCUUGAAAUGACAAAAAUGAAAUAAAAUUGGUGUUAUCAACAAACCAAAUGAUUAUAUAACUAAUGUUAGCACUAAUUGAAUGUCACUCUACCCCUCACCCCUUUACUUAUUUACGUACAUAAGUAAGUUAAAAUAUGGCUAUACAACAUUUAUCAAUACAUUGGUCAGGAAAUAAUUUUAC
Molecule: messenger RNA, 2110 nt
Organism: Corythoichthys intestinalis (scribbled pipefish)
Lineage: Eukaryota; Metazoa; Chordata; Actinopteri; Syngnathiformes; Syngnathidae
Exons: 4
Coding region: 166-1710 (514 amino acids)
Source: RefSeq, a predicted model, not a curated record